AGUGAAGACACCUGUGUGGGUGUGUGAGGCCUUUAACAAACUUUCCCAAAGAAAGAAAGACAGCACAGUCUGAAGUCUGACAGCUAUCAAGGAGGAAAACCCCAAAGAUUUUAUGACAACAGACUUACGUCAUCCUGUACUCAGCCAAUCAGCGCGGCGGGCUGCGACCCAAACACGGAAGCAGCAGCAGCAGCAGCAGCUCAGCUGAAGCAAAAGUUCAGGCUCCUCUGUUUUCUUCUUUUAUAAAUGUGACUUAAACGCUGUUAAUCCAUGUGAACAGUUUAAAACAUACAGCUCAGCUCACGUUGCUUCUUCACGAUGGCUGUGCGGUGGGCUCGUGUUGCUGUGCCGCUGUGUGUUGUGGUUUUAUCGGUUGUUGUUUCCAUUAUCGGACCAAAACAAGUCAUGCCGCCUCCGCUGCCCGCCGCCCUCGGUGUGUGCUCCCUGGUCGGGCUGACGCUCCUCUGGAGGGACAUCAGCUCCAAGAUGAAAGGUGAAAACCGGACAGUCAGCGGCCUGGUCGGUCAGUAUCUGGCCGUGAAGGGGUUAGGCUGGCUGGGCAGGCGGCAGAGGAGGAAGCUUGAAGCGGACACUGUGAAUGUGAAGCGGGCCCAGGAGGAGACUCUGCUGAGGCGCAUGCGUAAAAACGCAAACACAUGUUAUGGAAGACAGUAUGACUUCAGCUCGAUUAAAGACAGCGACGACUUCCGGGCACGCCACCCCAUCACCACGUACGAGCACUACCGUGAGUUCAUCCAACGCAUCGCGGCAGGAGAGGAGAAGGUGAUCAUCGCUGAGAAACCGCUGAUCCUGGCCAUGACCUCCGGGACGUCAGGACCCAGCGCCAUGCUGCUGAGCACCUCGGACACAAACACUGAGUUCUUCCUGCAGGGAGUCACUGUGUGUUUAGAUGCCAUGCGACAAGCAUUUCCUGCAACAGACAGCCUCCAGCGGACCACCAAGUUCUUCUACUCUCCUACAUUUCGCCAGUCUGAGGCCGGUAUUCCCAUCGGACCAAACUCCUCCACACCAGCGUCUUCCCGCCACAUGCUCAACCUCUACACCACACCGGCACCCGCCUUUGAGGUUUCCAGUGAGAAGGACACCCUCUACCUGCAUCUCCUAUUUGCUCUCAAAGAUCCCAGUGUUGGAACACUGGAGUCCAACUUUGCUUCCACGGUCUUCUAUGCUUUUAGUGCUUUACAGGACCGCUGGCAGGAGCUUGUGGAGGACAUCGAACAAGGGAAGGUUAGCAGCGCUCUGGUUCUGGAGCCCAAAGUCAGGUCCAGGCUGGAGGCUCUGAUGAAGCCGGACCCAGUAAGGGCCGCUCAGCUCCGGGCGCACUUCCAGGACGGCUUCAGUGGAAUCGCCAAGCGGCUGUGGCCUCACCUCCACCUGGUGCUGGCAGUGGACUCAGGCUCCAAUCAGAUCUAUGGGGAAAUGCUGAGGGAGAACUACUGCCAGGGAGUGCCUUUCUAUUCACCAUUCUACGCUGCCACUGAAGGUCUAAUAGGUGUGAACCUUUGGCCUCAGGAGGCGAACAGACGUUACAUGCUGUGUCCUCGUUCGAUGUUCUGCGAGUUCCUGCCGGAGAGCAGCCUGGAGGAGGAGACGCCUCAAACUCUGCUGAUGGAGGACGUGAAGGAGGGACAGAGCUACGAGCUUGUUAUCACGAACGCUUCAGGACUCUUCAGAUAUCGCAUCGGAGACAUUGUGAAAGUAGUCGGAUUCCACAACCAGUGUCCCGUUGUCGAGUUUCAAUACAGACGGGGUCAGAUGUUGAGCGUCCGAGGGGAGAAGGUGUCCGAGGCGUUGUUCCUCGAUUCUCUGAAGAAAGCAGUUUCUCAGUGGCCAGGCGCUCAGCUAAUAGACUAUUGUUGCGCUGAGAGCGGCAUCAUGGGAGAUUCAAUAGGCGGCUCAGAUCCUCAUUACCAGGUCUUCAUAGAGCUGAAAGGUGUGAGAAACCUCACGGAGGAGCAACGAUACAAGUUGGACAUCUGUCUCCAGCAGAACUCGGCCGUCUACAAGUCUUUCCGUAUCAAAGGCAGCAUCGGACCAAUGAGGGUGCAGCUGGUGGCAGCUGGCGCAUUCAAGGAACUUCGCAAGCACAUGAUGGCCUUUUCGAACACCUCGCCCAACACCUUCAAAAUGCACCGAGUGCUGCGUAGGAAAGAAUACGCUGACUUCCUCUUGGGGAAAACCGUCUCCUGAAACCAAAGGAGACCAAAGCAUGUGACUGUGGUGAGCGCCGACUGAAUGAAUGACUCCGGUUUUUACCCACGAGUGAGUUGAUAAAUUGCGUCUUUGGGAACUGUUGAACAGAAAAACAAUCAUUCCCAUCUGACAAUUAAAUAGUUUGACUGAUUUAUAUUCUCAACCGUAUUUACAAUUUUUAUUAAACUGUUACCAUCGUUUUGUUGUAAUGAAACAUUUCAUGACCUCGUCUGCAAUAAAUAUAGUGUACCAAA
Larimichthys crocea (large yellow croaker) is the source of this 2468-nucleotide messenger RNA. It is a transcript of the gene ghdc, whose product is annotated as GH3 domain containing. Gene Ontology annotation, molecular function: acid-amino acid ligase activity. The transcript has 12 exons. Bases 319 to 2211 code for a protein of 630 amino acids. Gene Ontology annotation, cellular component: cytoplasm. NCBI's taxonomy places the organism in Eukaryota, Metazoa, Chordata, Actinopteri, Sciaenidae. The record is from RefSeq and is a predicted model, not a curated record.